AUGCUUUCUGAUCCAUUUUUUAUUGUCAAUUAUUCGUUAGCUAUUGUAUUUUCAAUCGUUGGCUUAAGUUUAUGUUUGCUAACAAUUGUCAUCACUAUUACCCAUCGACAAUGUCAUAAUUUUACUAAUGUACUCUCUUGUAAUACAUGUACAGCUGUUACUUUAUAUUUCAUCUUUCGAAUUCUUACAUGCAUCUAUGGUCUUCGUCAAGACUGGCAAUUUCAUCAACCAGCUUGUAUUUUUCGUGCAUAUUGUUCACUUGCAUUAUGUGCCGCUCUUUGUUAUUCAUAUUCUAUCCAAGCUACUAGUCGGCUAUUUUUUGCUGUAUUUUACAAACAUAAAUAUCUUCUUACAUGGCGUACUCAUUGGAUCAUGAUUAUUGUCAAUUGGAUAAUUAGUUUUAUUAUAUCAAUUCAACCAUUUUUCUAUCAACAUGGUUUUGAACUUGAAAUAGAAUCUCGUAGUUGUGUUGUUACUCCUAAAAUUGUAUCAAUAUCUAUGUAUACACUUGUAAUUAUAUUUAUUAUUCCUUUGAUUGUUGUAACAAUUUUUGGUGGUAUAAUUGUUUAUUAUGUUCGUCAAUCGAGUCGUCGAAUAGCAGCAGUUGUAUCAAACGUAGCCGAAAAUGCAUCUACCGUUCAAGUUUCUAAACGUUAUGGAAAACAGCGUACAGAAUUAAUCAAAGACAAAACUCAGACAUUUACAGGAAAUUUUCGAAAUUUAUCAGCAAGACAUGGGAGACAAAUUUUCAAGGAUUUUCCAUAA
Rotaria sordida is the source of this 765-nucleotide messenger RNA. Lineage: Eukaryota; Metazoa; Rotifera; Eurotatoria; Philodinida; Philodinidae. The record is from the annotation of a GenBank genome assembly.